AUGUUGCUCACAAGACGCAGAUGGAUAUAUGAGCUUUGUGCGUUGUGUUAUCGUUCCUGUUUUGACAUCGUAUAGGCUUGUCUGGACAGUAUUAUGAAGCUUUUGAAAAUAUGUUUUCUUACCAUCGCGUUGUUAAUAGCGCAAACCACUGCUCUUAUAAGAAUUCCGCUCUACAAGACGCGCAGUAUGCGCCGUCUGUUGAGCGACAACGGGUUAAGUUUCAAACAACUCCAGGAAAUGGCUAAGACCGUUGGUGGUGAAGGAGCUCACGCAUCAACGCAGAUCGUACAAAACACUACUCCGAGCCCUACGGUGCCCGUGGAGACACUCACAAACUUCAUGGAUGCUCAAUACUACGGUGUCAUCAGCAUAGGUUCCCCACCUCAGGACUUCACCGUACUGUUUGACACGGGCUCCUCCAACCUGUGGGUGCCGUCGAUCCACUGCUCCUUCCUGGACAUCGCGUGCUGGCUCCACCAUCGUUACAACUCUAAGAAGUCGAGCACAUACGUUCAGAAUGGCACCGAUUUCUCCAUCCAGUAUGGUAGGGGCAGCUUGUCUGGGUUCAUCAGUGAGGACACCGUCUCUUUGGCUGGCAUGCAGGUUGCCGGUCAACAGUUUGGCGAGGCAGUAAAGCAGCCUGGCAUCACGUUCGCGGUGGCGCGCUUUGACGGGGUGCUGGGCCUGGGCUACCCCUCGAUAUCUGUUGCCAAGGUUACCCCUGUGUUUGACACGGCCAUGUCUGCCAAACUGUUACCCCAGAACAUCUUCUCUUUCUACAUCAGCAGAGAUCCUUUAGCUGCUGUGGGAGGGGAGUUGAUGCUGGGAGGCACUGAUCAAGUUUACUACACGGGAGACCUGCACUAUGUCAAUGUGACACGCAAGGCCUACUGGCAGAUCGAGAUGAGUGGGGUUGAGGUUGGCAACCAGCUGACGCUGUGCAAGGACGGUUGCCAGGCGAUCGUUGACACGGGAACGUCCCUCAUCGUUGGGCCUGCGGAGGAGGUCCGGGCGCUGCACAAAGCCAUCGGAGCACUUCCUCUGCUAAUGGGAGAGUAUUGGAUUAACUGCAAAAAGAUUCCAUCUCUCCCUGUCAUUGCAUUUAACCUGGGAGGAAAGAUGUUCAACCUGACUGGUGAAGACUAUGUCUUGCAGGAGUCCCAGUUGGGACAGAAAAUCUGUCUGUCAGGCUUCAUGGCCAUGGACAUUCCACCUCCGGCCGGUCCACUGUGGAUCCUCGGAGACGUCUUCAUUGGACGCUACUACAGCGUGUUUGACAGGGAUGCAGACCGCGUUGGGUUUGCUCCUGCCAAGUAGAGAAAAAAAAAACGAAACAGCCCCUAGCCCCUCUUCCCCAAAACCAAACCACUUGUGGAGAUCUUGAGAAGAUUCAAGAAGUGUAAGCUAGGAGUUGACAACAGACUGCCUGUGUGUGUUUCUUUCUUAUGGCCCUCUAAAAGCUUCUAUAAAUUGUGUUGAAUAUAAUAUAUAUGUCGGACUAGCAUUGGCAGGAAUUCUGACUAAAAGUCUUUGACUUUAGCUCGAUGUAAUCAAGUUAUGAAGUUAUAUAUUUUUAUUGUAUAGUUUUGUUUGAAAGUGUGAAUUAGUUGACCCGUGCCUGAAGCUACCUGGUGUUAGCAAUACCGAGGCACAAGAUGGAGCCACUGCCUAUUGAUUAAACCAAGAUGAAGGAUGAAAAAUGAACAGAAAACACCAAUAGGAACAAACUCAAAAGCUUUUUUAAAAACUUUGUAAUGUAAGACUGUUAUGUUGAUGUGAGGUUGAUGAAUGCUGACCUGUUGCAGUAAAACAAAUGCAUAUUCUUAGUGUUUUGCAAAAAUCCCAUAUUUUGUUUUUGAAAAGCAGAUUAUUGAAUGUAUGCUUAUACUUAAACAACAUUAUGGAGGUUGCUGAAUGCAUGUCGUAAAAUAAUACUUUCUCAGGUUGUUGUGGUUAACUUUUAAUGUCCAACUAAUUUGAUUAACCAAUUUCAAGGACCAAUUCUUAGGUCAAGAUUAAGUGAACUUUUAGUGAAAGAAUGUCUUAUGAUAUUACAUAAACUGUCCACCAGAAGACUGGUAUUCAAGUUAUAGUGCAAAUAGAAAUAAUGCACUUGUGACUAGUUUAACCAGUGAUUUUAACAAAAAUCAAAAGAUGCAGUGUGUAUUAUUAAAAUUAUAUAUAAGAUAAAAUGUCA
This is a messenger RNA of Esox lucius (northern pike), 2197 nucleotides long. It is a transcript of the gene napsa, whose product is annotated as napsin A aspartic peptidase. Gene Ontology annotation, molecular function: aspartic-type endopeptidase activity. Gene Ontology annotation, cellular component: lysosome. The record is from RefSeq and is a predicted model, not a curated record. Bases 94 to 1317 code for a protein of 407 amino acids. Gene Ontology annotation, biological process: proteolysis. Lineage: Eukaryota; Metazoa; Chordata; Actinopteri; Esociformes; Esocidae. The transcript is spliced from 9 exons.